Spodoptera frugiperda (fall armyworm) is the source of this 2779-nucleotide messenger RNA. It is a transcript of the gene Arfip, whose product is annotated as arfaptin-2. Gene Ontology annotation, molecular function: phospholipid binding; protein domain specific binding. Gene Ontology annotation, biological process: intracellular protein transport; regulation of Arp2/3 complex-mediated actin nucleation. Bases 267 to 1277 code for a protein of 336 amino acids. The record is from RefSeq and is a predicted model, not a curated record. Lineage: Eukaryota; Metazoa; Arthropoda; Insecta; Lepidoptera; Noctuidae. Gene Ontology annotation, cellular component: trans-Golgi network membrane. The transcript is spliced from 6 exons.
AAAUACUCUAUGCUUAUAAGACCAUUGACAAGGCACUUCGGUAGAUGAACAUGUCAAAUAAUAAGUCAAUUGUCAAUUCCAAAGUGUCAAAGUGUAGAGUAGAGUGUGUACGUCUGUACGUUUACUAGCGGCUAUAAUGCCUUGAAUGUUCAAAUCCUAAAUUUUUCUGUAUUUUGCUAACAAUAUGAUGUGUACCGUAUAACAAACUAAUUGAGGAUAUUGCCGUUAUCGACUAAAAUAGUUGUUCGAAGAAAAAUCCUAUUAAGAUGUCUAAAUGGCAAUCGGAGCGUAGCAUCCACGAGAUGCUAAAAGACACUCCGCCGCUGCGCGAGUCCAGCGACUCCAUCACGUCGGGCACGGAGCCCAAGUUCCCGACGUCGCGCUCCAUGCCCUUCCCGCCAGCGUACGCGCCCCCGGACGUGUCGCAGAAUGGCGCCGGGUCCAGCACGCUGCUGCGCGCCGGCUCGUCCAAGCUGGACGCCAUCCGGAACUGGGGCGUCUCCACAUACAAGUGCACCAAACAGAUACUCUAUGAGAAGCUCGGCAAAAGCUCGCGGACUGUGGACACAGAGCUGGAGGCCCAGAUCGAGAUGCUGCGCGAGACGCAGCGCAAGUACGCGGGCGUGCUGCGGCUGUCGGGCGCGCUGACGGCGCAGCUGGCGGCGGCGGCGGGCACGCAGCGCGCGCUGGGCGAGUGCUUCGCGGAGCUGGCGCAGAAGUCGCCCGAGCUGCAGACGCAGUUCCUGUACAACGCCGACACGCAGCGCACGCUCACGCGCAACGCCGACACCUUGCUGGCCGCGCUGCACUUCUUCAACAACUCGCUCGCCACGCUCACGCACAAGACCAUCGAGGACACGCUGCUCACCAUCCGCCAGUACGAGGCCGCCAGGGUGGAGUACGACGCCUACCGCAGCGAGCUGGAGGCCAGCGGCGGCAACCCGCCCGAACUGUUGCUGGCCAACAUCGAGCGACACCGGCGCCACUACGAGCGCCUGCGGGACGACUCCGCCGUCAAACUCAAGCUGCUGCACGAGAACCGGGUGAAGGUGAUGAACAAGCAGCUGCUGUUGUUCCACAACGCGGUGUCGGCCUACUUCAGCGGGAACCACGUGGCGCUGGAGGCCACCGUGCGCCACUUCAACAUCACGCCGGCGCCGGCGCCCGCCCCCGCGCCCGCGCCCCUGCCGCCGCUGUCCUCGCCCCCGGCGGCCGCGCCCCUGUCCGCGCCCCCGCCCGCACCCCUGUCCGCGCCCCCCGCGCCGCGCCCCGCGUAGUGCGCGUCCUCUCCAGCACUCACGCGCCUUUUUGUUUCACUAACAUUAAUAUAACGUCUUUCUAUUGAACAAUAGUCUAACGACAUAUGAAUGAUAGGAAGACCUUGCAGUUAAUGUGAAUGUGACACAUCAUCUUGUUUGCCCUUAGUUCUGACUAAGUACUCACAGUGAGGUGCCGGGCAUGCUUCGUGCGUCCCACUGUGACUAUAUCGUCACGAAGGCCGCGAGAUGAGUGCUCACUACUACAUGUCCCACUGACGUAGCUCUUUCUAUGCAUCAAUGUUUAACUGUUUUUGAGGAUCUCAACAAUUACUAAAUCAACUGCUUCUUGUAAGUAAGCUCUAAUCUAACAAGUUGCUUAGGUCGUAAGAGUAUUUUUGCACAUAAUGCAAGUUACACCUGUAUCAAAUAACUGGUAUUAUACAUUAUCAAAUAGACUAAUUUAUUAUUAUUUAUAAGUCUCGUAGACAAUUGUUAAUUCUUAUUUAAUUACAGUAUUAUGUAUUGUAUAUGUAUUGCUUUAUGCUUACCUAGUUAUUAAAAGAGUUCAAUCUAAUCUUCCAUGAGAGGUACCCUGCAAUGUGACCAUUUUCUGAUGUAUCAAGCAAGUGUAUAGGGAAUUAGUUAGAGUAUAUUAUGAUGGUGGCCUGGAUGAGUAAUGUCACCGGUACUACUGCGCACGUUCUCAUAUCUAAAGCGUAUCGGGUCAGGAUUACUCAGAUCUUAACACAUUGACUGUCCCAUCUAUUUUGGAUAAUCUCGUGGUACGUCCAAUGGUACCAUACUUAAAAUGUUCUACUGAUUAAAAAAAUAACAAUUUUCGAUGGGACAUUGAGUUUUAUUUUUGUCUAGUCUGUUCAUACGUCCCUAGAAAAAUAAAGUUCUAGCUCACACGUCCAGUGCAGUAAACGCAGUUCAAUUGCCACUGAUUAAUGCACGGACAGUCAACGUGUUAAAUCAUAAGUCAUUUUUAUAUUAAAACACUGUAUAAUCUUUUAUACAAGCCCACAUUCCUUAAUGCGACCUUCAGCUUGUCCUGCUCGUAGCAAUACCACUAAUGGAGUGAGUUUUGUAAUUUAUUGUUAUUACUGAAUGUCUAUCAAAUGAAUAUUAGUUUUAUGAUUUUAAAUUGUUCAUGUUCAAUCCUGUUCAUUUGCAGUUUAAACGAAAACCAAGUUGAUUAAGACUGAAUCUCAUAAGUCGAUCUCAUACAUUUAUAUUCUCUCAUGAGUCAAGUAAUCAAAAAAUCGUUAAAAGUGCCAAUGGAUGGGAUUCCAGACAGUGACAGUGAUGACAAUAUUGCACCGAGGUAGCUCGAGUAUCAUAGGUAGGAUCUGGAGCACAUGCUCGUGUAGCUAGUCAAGUUAUUGUUUAGUUGAUUGUAUGUCCAUGUGACUGUAAUAUUAUUUUAGAGAACUAAUUAUACACUAUUAUUAUAAAUGUAUGACAAUGUGUUUAUCAUAUUUUAUAGGAAGUGUUAAAUAGAUCACUGGCCUCUUUAA